Molecule: messenger RNA, 1998 nt
Organism: Kwoniella shivajii
Lineage: Eukaryota; Fungi; Basidiomycota; Tremellomycetes; Tremellales; Cryptococcaceae
Product: E1-like protein-activating enzyme Gsa7p/Apg7p
Exons: 11
Coding region: 1-1998 (665 amino acids)
Biological process (GO): C-terminal protein lipidation; autophagosome assembly; cellular response to nitrogen starvation
Cellular component (GO): phagophore assembly site; cytoplasm
Molecular function (GO): Atg12 activating enzyme activity; Atg8 activating enzyme activity
Source: RefSeq, a predicted model, not a curated record
AUGCCAGUACUUCAGUUUCAACCUCUGAAUUCGCAACCUACACCUUCCUUUUGGACUGCCCUAACCUCUCGCAAGCUUGAUGACUUCAAGCUGGACGACAGCACACAAUCGAUCGCUGGAUGGCUGGAGGAGGGCAGAGAGAUAGUGGACAAUCACAUGCGUAUGACGGAUCAGCAGACAACCAAUAUUGGCGUAGAUGGAAGUGUAACGGUCGGUGGUAAUGCCUUUGGGCAGGACUCCAUCAAGGUGCAAGGUGUUCUGAAGAUGUUCAACACUAUCGAGGAAUUCCGACAGACCGGGAUCAAGAAAGAACUGUUUGGAAGCCUUGUAGAUAUGAUAUUGGACUCAUUCACAUCCAACGAGCCUGUUCUCAAUCCUUUCUUGCUUGUAACUUAUGCGGAUCUCAAGAAAUAUACCUAUCAUUAUUGGUUUGCAUUCCCCGCCUUAGUUGCGGAUCCGGCUUGGGACCUGGUUGACGGAUGUUUAUCGGAAAUUGAUAAGCAGGACGUGCAAGAAAUCCGGCAACUCGAAGUCAGCUGGGCUAACAGUAAGAUUUCACUAAAUGAAGCCUUCCUUGUGAAAGGAGAUUUAGGAGUACGAAGUAUCGCAUCAUUGGCCAUGUAUCAAUCCUUUUUCUCUGGAGUUCCAUCAGAACAGCGAAUAAUUGCGUUUCACGAUCCAUCCUCAUCGCGGUUGAAUCCUGGGUGGCCUCUUCGAAAUGUCUUAUAUUACCUGAACGCGAUACAUGGGAUGACUAGGAUCCGCAUCGUAUGUCUAAGAGAAGGGAUCUCUAGUCGUCAGGGUGAGGUGAUGGUCGAUGACAAUAAGGUGAUGACUACAAACAUGACACCCGUGGCAGUAGGCUGGGAGAGAAACAAAGCGGGAAAGCUUGCUAGUCGCGUUGCAGAUUUAGGGCCAACUAUGGAUCCGAUUCGCCUAGCUGAACAAGCUGUCGAUCUCAAUCUCAAAUUGAUGAAGUGGAGGAUCGCUCCAACUCUCGAUCUGGACAAGGUUUCGAAUACCAAAUGUCUGCUGUUGGGUGCGGGGACUCUGGGAUGUUACGUGGCUCGGAAUUUGAUGGCAUGGGGUGUACGCAAUAUUACUUUCGUAGAUUCUGCGAGAGUAUCGUUCUCGAAUCCUGUUCGGCAGCCGCUUUUUCGUUUCGAAGACUGUCUGAAUGGAGGCCGUCCGAAGGCUGCGUGUGCUGCUGAUAGGCUGAAAGAGAUCUUUCCCAAUAUGCUCACGGAAGGUUACGCCUUCAAUAUCCCGAUGCCUGGUCAUCCUGUUCCACCUUCCCUCACCGAAUCCACCUCGGCCGAGAUCCAGAAAUUAGAAGAGCUGAUUGCGCAACACGACGCCGUCUUCCUUUUAAUGGACUCCAGGGAGUCGCGAUGGCUACCUACCAUGAUGGGAAUGAAUCAAGGAAAGAUAGUAAUCAAUGCAGCACUUGGUUUUGACACCUAUUUGGUCAUGAGACAUGGUAUACAGCCUGUGAAUCCGGACGUCGAUCAGCUGGGAUGCUACUACUGCAAUGACGUUGUCGCGCCGACUGAUUCUUUGACCGACAGAACUCUGGAUCAGAUGUGUACUGUUACAAGACCAGGAGUUGCACCCAUCGCAGCUGCUUCUGCUACAGAGCUGCUCGUAUCUCUAUUGCAACAUCCGCUUGGGGCACAUGCCCCUCCAUAUGUUUCCGCUGAUAUGCCGAGACUUGAAGAGGAUCUGCCGCUAGGUAACGUUCCUCACCAAGUACGCGGUAUAUUGGGCCAAUGGCGCACGAACAUCGUGAAUGGCCCAGCGUAUGACAAAUGCACAGCCUGCAGCGCGAUUGUUUUAGAUGCUUAUCGUCAGCAAGGCAUAUCAUGGUUGUUUCGGGUCUUCGCGGAUGCCAAAAUCUUGGAGCAGGUGACGGGCCUGGACAAGCUGCACGCUGAAAGCGAGUCAGCUUUAAACAGUAUUGAGUGGCUCUCAAGUGAUGACGAGUCUGAAGGCCUGUGA